Molecule: messenger RNA, 3024 nt
Organism: Closterium sp. Naga37s-1
Lineage: Eukaryota; Viridiplantae; Streptophyta; Zygnematophyceae; Desmidiales; Closteriaceae
Source: the annotation of a GenBank genome assembly
AUGGUAGACGCAGUCGAGCCUGUUGAGGUAGCUGUUGACUCUGGUGCUGCUAGGGGUGCUGAGCCUACGGGUGCCGGGUCUGGGGGUGCUGAGCCUGGGGUUGCUGAGUCUGGGGGUGCUGAGCCUGGGGGUGCUGAGCCUGGGGUUGCUGAGUCUGGGGGUGCUGCGACUGGAGGUCCUCUGAGUGUCCCGUCGCGGCGGGAUCCCCUCUCUCCACUGCAGCUUCGUGAGUGGUACGCUCGGCGCUGUAGCCGUGCUGCUGGAGCUGCUGGUGGUGCUACUGGAGGUACUGCUGGUGCUGGAGCUGCUGGAGGUGCUGCUGGUGCUGGAGCUGCUAGAGGUGCUGCUUGUGCUGGUGCUGCUGGAGGUGCUGCUGAUGCUGGAGCUGCUGGAGGUGCUGCUGGUGCUGGUGCUGCUGGAGGUGCUGCUGGUGCUGGAGCUACUCGAGGUGCUGCUGGUGCUGGUGCUGCUGGAGGUGCUGCUGGUGCUAGAGCUACUGGAGGUGCUGCUGGUGCUGGAGCUGCUGGAGGUGCUGCUGGUGCUGGAGCUGCUAGUGCCGCUGGUCCUGGAGGUGCUCGUACUGGAGGUACUGGAGCUACUGGGACUGGAGCUGCUGCGGGACUUGGAGCUGGAGGUGCUGGAGCUGCUGGAGCUGCUGGUGGUGCUGCGGGAGUUGUAGCUGGAGACCCUGGAGCUGAGGGUGCUCGUGCUGUCUCUGCUGGUUCAGAAGGUGCUGCGCGGCCGCGGCCGUACUACGUUCCGCUCCUUCAGCAGGUUCUUGGCCUCCCGCCCUCUCCUGGUCCUACUCCUCCCCUACUAAGUCCACCGCCUGUCCAGUCGCAGUCACAGUUACAGCCAGCCUCUCCGCUGCCUGGUCCUUCUCCUUACGCUGGGCCGACUAGAGGUCUUACGGAGCGUCGUGAGCCUGAGUCUUGUCCUGCGUCGCCUGAGUCUCGUCCAGAGUCGCCUGUCCGCGCUGUCCGCACUAGUCGUCGUGUUCCGCGUGAGCGUCCUCCUCCUGUCCCUGGCACUCACUAUAUGACUCUGCGUCCUUCCACUGCUCCACAGCGUGUCCCUCUUCCGUCUCCUCCUGCGUCCUCUCUUCCUGACGGUCCGGACCCGGAGUCUGACUCCCUUCGUGCUGCCAGUCCUACUGUCACGCGUUUCCUCGCCACUUUUGUCACUGACCCUUCCUUUGAGUCCACUGCUGCGUCUGCUCUAGUUGCUGAGCUUGUUGACUUUGCUGCCGCCUGUCGUCUAGACUACGCCGCUAGCCUUGUUGCUGAGUCUGAGUCUGUCUGUCCUCCGUCCGUCGGGGGUGAGUGUGCUCUUGGCACGGACGUCCUUGAGGACAGACAGGAGGAGUUUGAGUGCUUUGCCGCUGCUUUACCUCAUCUCGUGUCCAUGCUGAUUGCCCCUGAGGGAGACCCGGAUGCACCAGACAUCCCGACCCCGCGCUCUUACGCAGAGGCGAUAAAGGGUCCCUACUCCUCUCAGUGGCAGUCAGCCAUGGACGUAGAGAUGGCUUCCUGGAAGUCCACAGGCACCUACGUCGACGAGGUUCCCCCGCCUGGGGCGAACAUCGUCAGUGGCAUGUGGAUUUUCAGGGUGAAGCGGCCGCCGGGUUCUCCGCCUGUCUUCAAGGCGCGUUACGUUGCACGAGGCUUCAGUCAGCGUGAGGGGGUUGACUUCUUCCAGACCUUCUCCCCUACCCCGAAGAUGACCACUCUUCGGGUUCUGCUGCACGUCGCCGCUCAGCGUGACUACGAGCUCCACUCUCUUGACUUCAGCACUGCUUUCCUACAGGGCAGCCUGCACGAGGAGAUCUGGCUGCGCCGCCCACCUGGCUUCACUGAGUCGUUUCCUGGUGGUACCCAGUGGAGCCUCCGGCGGCCAGUCUACGGUCUCCGCCAGGCACCCCGUGAGUGGCACGACACACUGAGGACGACUCUUGCUGCUCUUGGGUUUGCUCCUUCUACUGCUGACCCGUCGCUGUUUCUGCGCACCGACACCACUCUGCCGCCGUUCUACGUUCUCGUGUACGUAGACGACCUGGUCUUUGCUACUGCUGACACUGAGGCACUCGCCCACGUGAAGUCGGAGCUGCAGAAGAGACACACGUGCACAGACCUGGGUGAGCUGACAAGCUAUCUUGGCUUGCGGAUCACCCGGGACAGAGCACAGCGCACCAUUACCUUGACUCAGUCACACAUGGUGCAGCAGGUCCUUCACCGCUUCCGCUUCACGUACUCCUCGCCACAGUCCACUCCUCUGCCUACCGGUCACUCGCUCUCAGCUCCACCUUCGGACGAGUCCGUAGAGACGAGUGGCCCGUAUCCAGAGCUUGUGGGCUGCCUCAUGUACCUGAUGACAUGCACUCGACCUGACCUAGCCUACCCUCUUAGCAUCCUAGCACGCUAUGUCGCUCCUGGCCGACACGGGAAGGAGCACAUGGAUGCUGCUAAGAGGGUGUUGCGCUACUUGUGCAGUACGUCGGGCAUGGGGCUCGUGCUUGGAGGGCGAGGUCCAGUUGUCCUCACUGGUCACGCUGACGCUUCUUGGGCUGACGACUUGGCUACGCAGCGGUCGUCGCAGGGUUACACCUUCAGCCUUGGCUCCGGCUCUGUUUCUUGGCGGUCUACCCGCUCGUCUUCUGUUCUCAGCUCCAGUUGUGAGGUUGAGAUCUACGCAGGGGCCAUGGCUGCACAGGAGUUACGCUGGCUCACCUACCUGCUGACUGACCUUGGAGAGCCGCCUCGUUCUCCUCCAGUGCUGUACCUCGACAACAAGGCCAUGAUUGCCUUGUGUCAGGAGCACAGACUGGAGCACAGAACGAAGCACAUCGCUCUGCGCUACUUCCUUGCUCGAGAGUUGCAGCAGCGUGGUCAGCUUCGUCUUGCUUACGUGGCCACUCGGGCCAACACUGCUGAUGUGUUCACCAAGGCGCUUCAGCCUUGUGAUCAUCAGCGUUUCUGUACUGUUCUAGGCCUUGUGCCUACUGUGCCUCACUUUCUUACUUCUUGA